Molecule: messenger RNA, 1491 nt
Organism: Haemorhous mexicanus (house finch)
Lineage: Eukaryota; Metazoa; Chordata; Aves; Passeriformes; Fringillidae
Product: glycine receptor subunit alpha-4
Exons: 10
Coding region: 1-1491 (496 amino acids)
Biological process (GO): nervous system process; chloride transmembrane transport; chemical synaptic transmission
Cellular component (GO): synapse; plasma membrane; neuron projection
Molecular function (GO): transmitter-gated monoatomic ion channel activity; transmembrane signaling receptor activity; chloride channel activity
Source: RefSeq, a predicted model, not a curated record
AUGGGCGCGCUCCGGGCCGGUGCCCUCGCCUUCCUUCUCCUCCUCCUCCUCGGCUGCCUCCUGCCCCGGCGCGGCCCGCUCAGGCUGGUCUCAGGGCGGGAGGAGAUUAAAGCUGGUUCCCGAAACCCACCCCAGCCCAUGUCACCCUCUGAUUUCCUGGACAAGCUCAUGGGACGAACCUCAGGGUAUGACGCCCGCAUUCGGCCCAACUUCAAAGGUCCGCCUGUCAACGUGACGUGCAACAUCUUCAUCAACAGCUUUGGCUCUGUCACCGAGACCACCAUGGACUACCGGGUGAACGUGUUCCUGCGGCAGCAGUGGAACGACCCCCGCCUGGCUUACCGGGAGUACCCUGAUGACUCCCUCGACCUCGACCCCUCCAUGCUCGACUCCAUCUGGAAACCAGACCUGUUCUUUGCCAACGAGAAAGGGGCCAAUUUCCACGAGGUCACCACCGACAACAAGCUCCUGCGCAUCUUCAAGAAUGGCAACGUGCUCUACAGCAUUAGGCUGACGCUGAUCCUGUCCUGCCCCAUGGACCUCAAGAACUUCCCCAUGGACAUCCAGACAUGCACCAUGCAGCUGGAGAGUUUUGGAUACACCAUGAACGACCUCAUCUUCGAGUGGCUGGAGGAGCAGGAGGCCGUGCAGGUGGCAGAGGGCUUGACACUCCCACAGUUCAUCCUCAGGGAUGAGAAGGACCUGGGCUACUGCACCAAGUACUACAACACAGGCAAGUUCACCUGCAUCGAGGUGAAGUUCCACCUGGAGAGGCAGAUGGGUUACUACCUGAUCCAGAUGUACAUCCCCAGCCUACUCAUUGUCAUCCUCUCCUGGGUCUCCUUCUGGAUCAACAUGGAUGCGGCACCGGCCCGGGUGGGCUUGGGCAUCACCACGGUGCUCACCAUGACCACGCAGAGCGCCGGCUCCCGCGCCUCCCUGCCCAAGGUGUCCUAUGUGAAGGCCAUUGACAUCUGGAUGGCCGUGUGCCUGCUCUUCGUCUUCGCCGCCUUGCUGGAGUACGCAGCCGUCAACUUUGUCUCGCGCCAGCACAAGGAGUUCAUGCGCCUGCGCCGCCGCCAGCGACGGCAGAGGAUGGGCCUGAGCAGCAGCACGGCCAGCCUGGAGUCCCCGCGGCAGCCGAGCAGCCGGCACAGCAGCGAGCACACCUACGCGACGCUCUCGCAGCUCUCCAGCUCCCGGGAGGAAGAGCUCAGCCGCGAGAGCCGCUUCUACCUGCGAGGCUACGGGCUGGGCCCCUGCCUGCAGCCCAGGGAGGCGGCUGGGGAGGGCCCCGGAGCGUUCAGCCCCCCGGGAGCCGCGGCCGUGCUGCGGGAGGGAGAGAGCCUCCGCAGGCGCUACAUCGACCGCGCCAAGCGCAUCGACACCGUCUCCCGAGCCGUCUUCCCCUUCACCUUCCUGCUCUUCAAUAUCUUCUACUGGGUGGUUUACAAAGUGCUGCGCUCAGAGGACAUCCACCUGGUGCCCUGA